Bactrocera tryoni is the source of this 1299-nucleotide messenger RNA. RefSeq names its product mucin-1-like. The record is from RefSeq and is a predicted model, not a curated record. Lineage: Eukaryota; Metazoa; Arthropoda; Insecta; Diptera; Tephritidae. The transcript is spliced from 5 exons. Bases 1 to 1299 code for a protein of 432 amino acids.
AUGGCAGUAGCUGAUUCUUCAGGAACCAGUACUAAUAGCACAGCAACAACUUCUGCUCCAGCAAUAACUUCUGCUCCAACAACAACUGCUGCUCCAGCAAUAACUUCUGCUCCAGCAAUAACUGCUGCUCCAGCAACAACUGCUGCUCCAACAACAACUGCUGCUCCAACAACAACUGCUGCUCCAACAACAACUGCUGCUUCAGCAAUAACUGCUGCUCCAACAACAACUGCUGCUCCAACAACAACUGCUGCUCCAGCAAUAACUUCUGCUCCAGCAAUAACUUCUGCUCCAACAACAACUGCUGCUCCAGCAACAACUGCUGCUCCAACAACAACUGCUGCUCCAACAACAACUGCUGCUCCAACAACAACUGCUGCUCCAACAACAACUGCUGCUCCAGCAAUAACUUCUGCUCCAACAACAACUGCUGCUCCAACAACAACUGCUGCUCCAACAACAACUGCUGCUCCAACAACAACUGCUGCUCCAACAACAACUGCUGCUCCAACAACAACUGCUGCUCCAACAACAACUGCAGCUCCAACAACAACUGCUGCUCCAGCAAUAUCUUCUGCUCCAACAACAACUGCUGCUCCAGCAAUAACUUCUGCUCCAACAACAACUGCUGCUCCAACAACAACUGCUGCUCCGGCAAAGAAACCAGCGGAUAAUCAAGGACCACCACAUGACAGGAAACCAGCGGAUAAUCAAGGACCACCACAUGGCAGGAAUCCUGAGCCUAAAGGUUUUGGUUUUGGAGAAAUCGCAUCAGCAGAUGAGAAGGCAGCUAAAACCUUCCCUGCAGAACUAGCCAAAAUAAUUGAAGAUGGGCCAAAUUUUAAUGCCGAUGAAACGGAUGCAGAUGAGAAGGACAACCUUACUAUCGUUGAUGCAUGGAAAAAAUAUUCUAUUUUGGUUUGCAUUACAUAUGCUUCAAUGGCCAAAGAAAAGUUAAGAGUAUCAACACUAAAUUCCUGCUGGAAAGCACUUUGGCCAGAAUGCGUAAAGAGUGGUACCUCAGUGCCGCUAGCGUCGGCGGAGACUUCUAAAAUUAUAGCCUUGGCACACGAAAUGGGAGGAGAAGGAUUUGAAGACCUACAAAUUAAAGAAGUCGACGCAUUAAUGAUAGAUAAACCUCUAGAUGAUGAUUGUCUGAUUGAAUUAAUAACAGAUGACGGCAAAACAGAGAACAAUAAUAGCGAUAAUGACGAGGAGGCCGAAAUAUGUCAACUAACUGCUAGUUUAAUUGAUGACGGUCUAAAAUUUGAUCCACAAUAUUUGAAACAAGAUUCUUAG